Molecule: messenger RNA, 1622 nt
Organism: Lycium ferocissimum
Lineage: Eukaryota; Viridiplantae; Streptophyta; Magnoliopsida; Solanales; Solanaceae
Product: glyceraldehyde-3-phosphate dehydrogenase GAPCP2, chloroplastic-like
Exons: 14
Coding region: 101-1360 (419 amino acids)
Biological process (GO): glucose metabolic process
Molecular function (GO): NAD binding; NADP binding; oxidoreductase activity, acting on the aldehyde or oxo group of donors, NAD or NADP as acceptor
Source: RefSeq, a predicted model, not a curated record
ACAUAACCUCUCUUCUCUCUAGGGUUUUUGGCAUAGUAUAUAUAUACAUAGAGAUUCAUUCACCAAACUAGGGAGGCUCUUGUUUGCAUUUACUUGAACAAUGGCCUUCUCUUCUCUUCUCAAACCUAGCGCCUCCCUUGUUCGACCUUCCCAUCGCUCUCAGGCAUCAUGUGCUGGCCUUCAUCAGAAUGCUAACUCUGUCAAAUUUCAAUCGUCCGUCUUCGGAGAUGCUGUCUCAGUCGUGCAAUCUUCGUCCUUACAAAAAUCUGGUGCCUGCAGCAUUCAACCCAUUAGAGCAACUGCUACUGAGUUGCCUCCAACAGUUCCAAAGUCACGGAGCGGGGAGAAGACAAGGGUUGGUAUAAAUGGUUUUGGAAGGAUUGGGAGAUUGGUAUUACGAAUUGCAACAUUCAGGGAUGAUAUUGAAGUGAUCGCAGUUAAUGACCCAUUUAUUGAUGCAAAGUACAUGGCUUACAUGCUGAAGUAUGACUCCACUCACGGGGUCUACCGUGGAUCCAUCAACGUCCUGGAUGACUCUACUUUGGAAAUCAAUGGGAAGCAGAUUAAAGUCAGCAGCAAAAGGGAUCCCGCAGAUAUUCCAUGGGGUGAUUUAGGUGCAGAUUAUGUUGUUGAAUCUUCUGGUGUCUUCACAACUGUUGAUAAGGCCUCAGCACAUAAGAAGGGUGGUGCAAAGAAGGUCAUAAUCUCAGCUCCAUCAGCUGAUGCCCCUAUGUUUGUAGUAGGAGUGAACGAGAAAACUUACAAACCCACCAUGGAUGUUGUUUCUAAUGCUAGCUGCACUACCAAUUGUCUUGCUCCCCUUGCGAAGGUGGUUCAUGAAGAGUUUGGCAUUGUUGAGGGAUUGAUGACAACUGUGCAUGCAACAACAGCUACCCAAAAGACUGUUGAUGGGCCAUCAAUGAAGGAUUGGCGAGGAGGCCGUGGUGCAGGACAGAACAUCAUCCCUAGUUCAACUGGUGCUGCUAAGGCAGUAGGAAAAGUUCUGCCGGAGUUGAAUGGGAAGCUCACUGGAAUGGCAUUCCGUGUCCCUACACCUAAUGUCUCUGUUGUGGACUUGACUUGUCGGCUAGAUAAAGACGCUUCUUAUGACGAUGUGAAAGCAGUGAUAAAGUAUGCAUCAGAGGGCCCACUUAAAGGCAUUUUGGGUUACACAGACGAGGAUGUUGUCUCAAAUGAUUUUGUUGGCGAUUCCAGGUCGAGCAUAUUUGAUGCAAAAGCUGGUAUAGGCCUGAGCAAAUCAUUCAUGAAGCUUGUCUCCUGGUAUGAUAACGAGUGGGGUUACAGCAACCGAGUGUUGGACCUCAUAGAGCACAUGGCAUUGGUAGCAGCCACCAAGUGAAAUACAAGAUAGGAGCUACUGCAGAAUUUGGCGCAAGCAACAAUUUGUAUUUGAAAAAGUUGUGGAGCUCUAAUGCUCCGUUUUGUUUAUGGAGUGAGUUUCAAACACUGUCAUAUUUGAGCACAAACUGAGUUUAAAAUAAUGAAUAGUUGGACAUGUAUGAUUCUAUACACUUUUUCGUAAGGAUGUGAUUUGUACACUUGCCGCUAUGGAGAGGUGGAAAUUUUUGUUUCCUUAGAAGGAGAGCUUAAUAUUUGCAUCA